AAACCUUCGAGCAAAACGAGUGAAUGAAAAAGAGAAAACCUAGAAGAGAGAGAGAGUGAUGUGAAGCGAGAGAGCUCAGAGGGAGAGAGUGGUACAUAACUUAACCUUCUGCAAAUCGACGGUCAUUGAUUCGUUUUACUUGCUGGCGAAUUGAUCCACAAUCUUGAAAAUUCAAAAUUUUCCGAUUCUUGAAACAUUUUGAGAGAAAAUUUUGUAAUUUUUCCACCGUAGUUAUGGGCAAAUUCAAGAGGGUUUUGGUUUUGGAAGUCGAGGAAGCCAAGGAUAAAAAUGCUGAAACUCCUGGUGGCAAGUACAGAAGGGACAGCCCCUGGCUCGUUGAGUCUUUCAAGAAGAAGGGAGUUGAGUCAGACAUUCUCUUCAUUACCGGCAAAGACACUGCCGCUUCACUGAAAGCCAAGUACCCAGAUACUGCUUUCCUGGGACGUGUCAAUCCCAUGGACUAUCCAAGCAUUUCCUUGAACCACUACGUGCAAAUCCUGAACGAUUUCAAAAAGGAGGGUAUCUUGUUGGGUCCUGAAGCCGAUCACAUGGAUCGUUUGGGAAGCAAAAUGAUCUUGUACGAGCUUAAAGACACCGGAAUGGGAGUUAAGGGAACUAUUCUGCAUUCGUACGAUGCCAUGAAGAAAAACGACGGCGAAAUUGAUAGAAUCAUCCCAAAAGGAGGACCUCCACGCGUGUUGAAGAUGCUCCGUGGAUCCACUGGUUUGGGAGUUUGGAAGCUGGAAAACAAAGAUGACCACAUCCUCAUGACUGAUGCUUACAACCAAACCACUAAAGAAAUUGCCCGUAAAGAUGUUAUUCCUGAGUUUUUGGCCCUCUGCCAGGAAGAUGCUAUCAGUAUGCCCUUCCUUCCUCUCAUCAAGGAUGGUGAAUUCCGUUUCUUGCUCUCCAAACACAAGAUUCUGGAAGUCGUGCACAAGAAACCGGUUGACGAAUCAGCAUUCACUGCCACGUUGAGGUCCGGAGCCAUCUACACAACUUUAGACUUGAACGAACACAAGUCUCUCGUCGACACCGUAGUUGCGUGGACCCACGAGUUGAAGACAACCUGCAAGUUGGAUGAUGUUCCAUAUUGGUGGUCAGUUGAUUGCAUUGAGGAAGAACUCGGACCGGAGGGACUGCAGCCUGGGCAGAUUCCAAGCUCCAAAGCUGGUCGUCGUCUCGUCCUCUCAGAAAUCAACUGCAGCUGCUUGGGACUCGUUGCCGAUACUUCCGCUGAAGCAAAAGCCAAGGGUCUCAAGUUUUCCGACCUGAUUGCCGAUAUCGUUCUGUCAUAAAUACCGUUUGACCAUCAGCGGUUGCCGCGUUAGUCAAUGGACAGCAAAUAAAUUAGAAAUUUUUCAAGACUUACUCGUUGAUUAGAUGCAUUAAGCGUUGCCAAAUAUUGUAAUGUUGAUGCGAUGUCAUGCGAAUGAGGAAUAUUUUUAUAUCUUUUAUAAUUCAAUUUACACUUUAUGAUUCGUUUGAUUUUAAACAAUACAAUUAAGAUAUUCAAUAGGUUAUGAGUUUAACAAUAACACCACUGCGAUCUAAACUUUUUCAAUUUCUUGCAAUAAAUUUAUUUGUGAAUAAAAGUGGAAAAACAAAUUGAAAAUAAAAUAAUCAUUGAAAAUGUAGUUAGUGACGUUGUUCAAAAUAAAAACUCUGACAAUAAAAUAUAGUUUAAAAAAAUUCA
Helobdella robusta is the source of this 1696-nucleotide messenger RNA. RefSeq lists its product as hypothetical. The transcript has 4 exons. The record is from RefSeq and is a predicted model, not a curated record. Bases 234 to 1298 code for a protein of 354 amino acids. NCBI's taxonomy places the organism in Eukaryota, Metazoa, Annelida, Clitellata, Rhynchobdellida, Glossiphoniidae.